This is a messenger RNA of Ostrea edulis (European flat oyster), 3145 nucleotides long. RefSeq lists its product as uncharacterized. Lineage: Eukaryota; Metazoa; Mollusca; Bivalvia; Ostreida; Ostreidae. Bases 303 to 1691 code for a protein of 462 amino acids. The transcript is spliced from 3 exons. The record is from RefSeq and is a predicted model, not a curated record.
UUUAUUAGUUUUAACUCUAAUAAAUGGUAAUAGAUACACUUUCUAUACUUUUAUUAAAUAAAUAUGCAAGUAUAUAGUUACCUUAACUUGUAUUUCUUAUUUAUUAAGUGAGGGUGUUAAUAUUUAAGAAAAUUGUAAAUUGUGAUAUUCCGUCUUUUCAUAAACCAGAGUUAUCGUUCGCAACAGAGUUGUCUUUUCCUUAGAGCAGGUACACGGCCAUUUUGGAUGUAAACGUAUUUAAGUUGUUCGUCACGAUCAAGACUGAGAGAGUGGUUUGUUGUUGUUUUUUGUUUGUUUGGAUAAUGGGUAAAGAUUACUGUGCCAUUAAAGGAUGUCACAAUACUACUGGCGUUAUAGGAAAGUUCGGCAAAGCUGUAAAACUACACCAUCUUCCUAAAAAACAGUCGCUGAGGAGUGCUUGGAUUCGGGCCAUAAGUAGAUCGAAUUACAAGGGGGGUCAUUAUACCUACGUCUGCUCUGACCAUUUUCCAGAUGGGGAUGGACGUACGUGGAAGCAUGAGGUCCCAACACUGUUUCUCCCUCAAAGGACAGAAAAAACACACAAACAACGAAGUACAAAGAACAGCACACUUGGCACAGAAAUGGAAACUGAACUUGAAGAUGUUGGUGCAGAAGCCGUAUCUGAAGACCUGGUGUUUAGCACGUGUACCUUACCAAUUGUAAUGGAUCACCAGUAUUCUGUUCAGUCGGAGGUUGGUGAGAAUGAGGUGAACUGUGAGGAAUCGUCUACUACGGCUUCUACACAGACAGAGACAACAAUGCGGGAUCAGUCCAUACAUGUUAUACGACCAGAAAUUUCCGUAGAAGACAUUCCGGACGACAAAGUACAGUUUUAUACUGGUUUUCCAGAUUUCGAUACAUUUAAAGCACUUUUUGAAACAUUGUGUGAAUUUGGUAUGGAUGAUAUGGAGUAUGAUCAGCGUAUGAAACUGAGACUUGUAGAUCAAUUUCUGUUAGUUAUGAUGAGGCUACGUUUAGGUCUUCUUGUUAAAGAUCUUGCAUACAGAUUCAAGUUAUCUAGUUCAACAGUGUCUAGGAUAUUUUCUAGGUGGAUAAUCUUCAUGAAACAGUGUCUCUCUUCUACUGUGUUUUUACCAGAACUUAAACAUUUGCAACAGAGAAUUCCUACUUGUUUCAAAAAUUUUUCUGACACACGUAUUGUAUUAGAUUGCACAGAGGUAAUUAUCCAGACACCGUCAUCAUUGGAAAACAAGAGCCUGACUUAUUCAAACUACAAAUCUCGCAAUACCUUCAAAUCAUUGAUUGGGGUCUCAAUGACAGGAGCAGUUUGUUUAGUUUCAAAAUUGUGGGGCGGUUCGACAUCUGAUGUGUAUAUUACUAGACAUUGUGGUUUGCUAGAACAUAUACAACCUGGAGAUGCAGUUAUGGCGGAUAAAGGAUUCAUUCACAUAAAAGCUGAUCUUGAGAAAAAAGGCGCAAAACUGUACUGUCCACCAUUUAAAACAAAAAACCAGUUCACAAAAGAAGAAGUUGAAAAUACCAGACGCAUCGCUUCAGCGAGAAUCCACGUGGAAAGAAAAAUGGAGCAAAUAAAAAACUUCAGAUUAUUACAAGGCGUUAAUCCACUAUCUCUUGCUCCUAUUGCAAAUGAAAUAUUUUUUGUAUGUGCAGCACUCACCAAUGUUUUGCCGCCACUUGUUAAUCAGUGAAUCAAUAUAUUGUAAUUACAAAUGUGUGUGGUGUCAUGCAUCACUAGGGUUACAAUCAUUUGCAUAGGAAUGCUUAGAUUUAAUAUUGUGCUCUUAUUAAGACCCAUAUUAGAACAUGCCUUCAUGUAUUAAACUAUUUCAACACUUGUUUUAUAUGUGAAAGAAAAAUGUCUGUAUGAAAUAAGAAAUUCAUAGCAUAGAAAAUAUUUGCAUAUUUGAGAUUCUGUUUGAAUUGAGCAGUUUUGUCAAGUAGUUAUUUAUUAUUUGGUUAAUUGUUUUAAAUGGAUUCAUUUGAUAUUUGUAAGUCUUUAUUGUAUUAUUAUAUAUCAUACAAUAUGCAUUGCUUCCUUUGCAUUCCAAUUAUUAUUCCGUAAAUAGUACAUUACAUUUGCUGUAUUGUGCGAUAUUUGAGAGAUCUGUAUUUCAAUCAGAUUGUCAUAUUAAUUUCACCAUGAUCUUCAAGAUUAUAAUAUCACUGUCAACAGUCAAUUAAAUAUUAUCAUAAAUGAUACACACCUUUUCUUGUCCUCUUUAUUUUCAACAUUGCAAUUUAAUUUGAUUUCAAACAUGGCAUAACAAAUUUCAUGUAGAAUGAUUUCAACUUUUUAAAAAGUGAAUCCCAAAAAUCCUCAUUGAAUGGGAUUUCUACCACAAUUAAAUCCUGCAAUGUAUACAGUACAAGGUGACACAAUUUGUACUGGCAUACACCCAUUUGUCCCUGAAUUUGGGUGUAAUACCUGUGAUUUUGUUUCAGUUGGAUUUUGUUGUUUGCAUCAAGAUAGCAGCAAAAAUCUUUUGCCUUACAAGCUUCAAGUAUAGUAUUAUUUCUCCAUUUAAACGGACAUUUGAUUUCAACCAAAUAUGCAUUGGUUUGUUUCUGCACUUUACCAUCGGGGCUCGCACCAAUAACCAUAAAUGGCUGAAGCACAUGCAAGCCACUACUUCUAACAGAUAUUUUCUGUUUGUGAUGUAGGCGCAUAUGGGCUUGAUAUCGCUUCUUUGCAAUAUUUUCAUGUUUUAAUCCCCAUUUAAUGGCUGCUGUGCUUACCUUAUCCCUAUUCUCACCAAUAACCUUUUCAACUAACUUAUCAGGAUUUGUGCUUUCUUUUCGUUUUAGCACAUCAUGGAACAUUGAUGCAGUUAGUCUGCCUUUACGUGCGUCAAACCACAACAUGUUGUCAGAUUGAUCCCUCGUUCUUAUUUCAAUCUCAUCGCAGAUUUCACUUGAAACCAUCAUUUGACUAGUAUCUGAAGUAGCAGCUUGUUGAAGACAUGCUUGUAUAUUGAUAAAUUUGUCUGAUUCAUAACUAAUCAUUUCUGAAGUUUCUACUUCUUCCUCUUGCCCUACAUUCAGAUCAUCACUAAUUUCAAUAUUGUUAUCGUGUGAAUUGUUAAUGAGAUGAUGAAUAACGGCGUUUUUGUUUUGUAAUCUACUGCAUAAACUUUCACAAAAU